Messenger RNA from Raphanus sativus (radish), 2095 nucleotides. RefSeq lists its product as uncharacterized. The coding region runs from base 32 to 2095 and encodes 687 amino acids. The record is from RefSeq and is a predicted model, not a curated record. Lineage: Eukaryota; Viridiplantae; Streptophyta; Magnoliopsida; Brassicales; Brassicaceae. The transcript has 6 exons.
GUUGUUGGUCACUCGGAGAGUACUAAGUACAAUGACCAAUCCUGAAGAGAAAGCUCAAAGAGAGAACCUCUUCCACACUCGCUGCACCAUCAAGGCUAAGGUAUGUAACUUGGUUAUAGAUGGAGGAUCUUGUACUAACGUGGCUAGCAAGUAUAUGGUGGACAGGUUAGGUCUUGAGACAACCAAGCACCCUCGGCCCUAUAGGUUGCAAUGGUUAGACAACAAGACUGAGCUGAAGGUCACUGAGCAAGCAAAGAUAUCUUUUAGUAUUGGUAAGUACCAAGAUGAAGUAGUUUGUGAUGUGGUACCAAUGCAAGCCGGACACAUACUGCUGGGGAGACCUUGGCAAUUUGAUAGAGCCACCUUUCACAAUGGACGCACCAACUACUACUCUUUCAAGUUCAAGGACCGUAAGUACAACUUAGCCCCUUUGAGUCCAUCUGAGGUGCAUGAGUUACAAACUAAGAUGAACAAGGAAGACCAGGUAAGUAAAACUAACCUUAUGAUUUCUCCUGGUGCUGUCUUAAAGACCUUGAGUGCUCAAGGCACUGUACUACUAAUGGUUUUAAAGGAAUGUUUAAGUACAGGAAGCUCAGAAGCUCAACAAGUUCCUAAACCAGCUCAAGCCGUGCUAGACAAGUUUCAAGACUUGUUCCCUGAAGAGAUCCCAGCUGGAUUACCUCCAAUCAGAGGGAUUGAGCACCAGAUUGAUCUCGUGCCAGGCUCAGCUUUGCCAAACAAACCAGCAUACAGAAUGAAUCCGGAGGAGACCAAGGAGCUAGAAAAACAAGUUCAAGACUUGAUGAACAAAGGGUACAUCCGAGAGAGUCUAAGCCCAUGUGCAGUACCAGUUCUUCUAGUUCCCAAGAAGGAUGGAUCAUGGAGGAUGUGUGUAGAUUGCCGUGCCAUCAACAACAUCACCAUCAAAUACCGACACCCAAUCCCACGCCUAGAUGACAUGCUUGAUGAGCUUAGUGGAGCAACUAUCUUUUCCAAGAUAGAUUUGAGAAGUGGUUACCAUCAAGUAAGGAUGCGUGAAGGAGAUGAGUGGAAGACUGCCUUCAAGACCAAGCAAGGUCUAUAUGAGUGGUUGGUUAUGCCCUUUGGACUAACCAAUGCACCAAGCACUUUCAUGAGGCUCAUGACAGCUACGGGUGGGGUUGUCGGGAGGCUUGGAGAUUCAAAUGAUAAAGGAAAGAACAAAGUGACUAGACCAGACAUCCAUGGAGUUCAAUUCUGGAAUUUGCAGAUAGGUUUGGAGUUUGGGGCUGCAAGCUUAGGCAAUGCUGACCCAGAAUCAGAUAACAAUGAUGGUGACAGUUGUCAGAAGGUCGUCAAGCAUACCGUUCUUCGUCGGAUCAUCAAGAAUAGACAUAAUGAACAACCAAUCCAGCCAAGAUGCCUCCACGCACGAGACACCCAAAAGCGAUUAAGACCACACCUCCAUGCGCAAAAAGCUCCGUCUGGUUACCCAUGGCCAAACAAGGAUGAGGGUGAAGCGAUUAACGUCAAUGACCCAAUGAUUCCUGACUACGAUGUUGAGGGAUGGGACAAGGAUUCAGCGGCAAGGUACAACCGGCUUCUCGCAGCAGAGAUCUUGCCCACGCGAUUCCCGCACCAGGAAACCUUAGCCACUCUCGGCCUAGAAACUGAACUCUUUGACACGCUCGACGCAAUGGGCCUUGCUCCUCUCUGUUUCCAAGCUCAGGUUAUCUACCCGGAUUUGGUUAGGCAAGUGCUCGCGACAUGCCAGGUAACUUACCAAAACCCCACUGUGCCAACUUAUGAGAACUGCUCCUUCUCUUUCAUGGCCGACGGCAAGUUCUGCUCCAUCUCUCUCAACGAUCUGAAUGAGCUACUCGAGAUUGCAAACACGCCUAGAGGGGUUUCAGUGGAAAAGAAGUUCAAGCCGGCAGACACCUUUUGGAAUCUCAUUGCAGCCGACUUAUUAUGUCUGGAGAACAUUAUGUUCCUACCUGAUGUGGAGCACCUCUGCAAUGAUCCCCGUGCGCCACCAGCGAAUGAUGAUGAUGAUAUGGACGAUGUGGAGCAUGUGACUCCACCUGCUGAUGGUCUGGAGUUGGUAGAAGACUGA